AUGAUAGCCCCAAGAGCUCGAUUAGGAACCAUUUAUUUAUCGAAGUCAACGUGUUUGUACAAAAAUCUUGCCCUCGAGGAGUGGCUCUUUAGAAAUCAUGACCUGGAGAAAUCGGAAGAGUCAGUAUUACUGUGGAGGUGCGUAAAGUCAAGUUUUACAAAGUCGUGUUUAGCAAUACACCAUCGGUUGUUAUCGGACGCUAUCAAAAUCCAUGGCUUGAAGCAAACAUCAACUUUUGCGAAACGAGAGAGAUUAAUGUAGUAAGAAGGUUUAGUGGUGGAGGAGCCGUCUUUCAUGACUUGGGUGAGUUAUUUAACAAUUCUUAACUUAUUCGUUUAGGGAACUUGAACAUAUCCGUUCUAACUAAUCAAAAACGACAUAACAGAAUCAGAAACUUGAAACUAGUGGCAGAUCAAUUAAAUGCAUUAUUGAGUACAUCAGUGAGUCUUUGGUCGUCUUUUUGCAAUUUUAAAAUUUAGGUAGAGCUCAAUUCCCGAGACGACCUUCUUUUACCGGGAGAAAGGAAAGUAUCCGGCACGGCGGCAAGAGUAGCAAGAGGUCGCGCCUAUCACCACUUGACAUUGCUAGUUGACACAGACCUUACAGUACUCAGUCGGUCUCUAAAGUCACCGCUUACAUCUUUAAUUGUAACCAACGCAACAAGAAGUGUAAGAGCGAAGGCCGUUGGGCAGUUAAAUCAGGACGUUCCCGGGAUAACAACAAAAGAAGUGCGUGAUAUAGUAAUAGCCGGUUUCGGUAAACAAAAUUUGGAAACCCAGAUAUUGGAGAUUACCGAGGACGAUGUGAUAAAUGAACAGAAGAGGCCGGGGAUCACCCAAACGUACCGACAAUUAAAAUCUGACGCGUGGUUAAUAGAGAAGACGCCAAAUUUUACACUUUCCUUACCUGAAGGGAAUGUUUUGAUAGAAAAGGGGCAGCUUCUUAGUUCAAUAUCUCCCACUCUCAACGUUGGCACUUUCCCAUUAAAUUUUACUGUUUAA
Bursaphelenchus xylophilus (pine wood nematode) is the source of this 1001-nucleotide messenger RNA. Lineage: Eukaryota; Metazoa; Nematoda; Chromadorea; Rhabditida; Aphelenchoididae. The record is from the annotation of a GenBank genome assembly.